Molecule: messenger RNA, 2570 nt
Organism: Drosophila serrata
Lineage: Eukaryota; Metazoa; Arthropoda; Insecta; Diptera; Drosophilidae
Gene: hpo
Product: serine/threonine-protein kinase hippo
Biological process (GO): protein tetramerization; signal transduction; protein phosphorylation
Cellular component (GO): cytoplasm
Molecular function (GO): protein serine/threonine kinase activity; ATP binding
Source: RefSeq, a predicted model, not a curated record
UGCGGCAGCGCAGAUCUGACAUCUAGCCAACACUGGACGGGAAGGGAAUAAAGAACCAAUGCGUGUGAGAAAAUGUCGCUGUAAAUUGACAAUUAUCUUUGUGUUUUCGUGCUAAAUCUGAAAAGUCUGCGUAAAAUAGUGCUCGAGUUAGUGUGUGGCCGCAACGGGAGGGCAGAACGAUGGCGGGUAACAUGUCUUCCAGCUCAAACGGGGAGCUAAAGAAGCUGUCGGAGGAGUCGCUUCUACAGCCGCCGGAAAAGGUCUUCGACAUCAUGUACAAGCUGGGCGAGGGCAGCUACGGCUCGGUGUACAAGGCCCUGCACAAGGAGAGCAGCAGCAUCGUGGCCAUCAAGCUGGUGCCGGUCGAGUCGGACCUGCACGAGAUCAUCAAGGAGAUUUCCAUUAUGCAACAGUGCGAUUCGCCGUAUGUGGUGCGUUACUACGGCUCCUACUUCAAGCAGUACGACCUGUGGAUCUGCAUGGAGUACUGCGGUGCCGGCAGUGUCUCGGACAUCAUGCGGCUCCGUAAAAAGACGCUCACCGAGGAUGAGAUAGCCACCAUCCUUUCGGACACGCUCAAGGGCCUGGUCUACCUGCACCUGCGCCGGAAGAUCCAUCGCGACAUCAAGGCGGCCAACAUCCUGCUCAACACCGAGGGCUACGCCAAAUUGGCCGACUUUGGUGUGGCCGGCCAACUGACUGACACCAUGGCCAAGCGAAACACAGUCAUUGGUACGCCCUUCUGGAUGGCCCCUGAGGUGAUCGAGGAGAUCGGGUACGACUGUGUGGCGGACAUCUGGUCGCUGGGUAUCACCGCCCUGGAAAUGGCCGAGGGCAAGCCGCCGUAUGGUUUUAUCCAUCCCAUGAGAGCCAUCUUUAUGAUCCCCCAAAAGCCGCCGCCCUCGUUCUGCGAGCCUGACCGCUGGAGCACCGAGUUUAUCGACUUUGUGAGCAAAUGCUUGGUCAAGGAACCGGACGAUCGAGCCACGGCCACCGAGCUGCUGGAGCACGAAUUCAUACGGAAUGCCAAGCAUCGAUCCAUCUUGAAGCCGAUGAUUGAAGAGACCUGUGCCAUUCGCGAGCAGCAGCGGGCGAACCGAAGUGCCGGCGGCAUUCUGGGUGCCAGUCAGGCCAAGAAUCUGCCCACGCAGGAGAACGGAAUGCUGCAGAGCAUACUAGACAACGUGUUCAUCGAGGACCCGGGAACUCUAGUGCCGGAGAAGUUCGGUCAGCAGACCUCGGAAUCGGAUGCCACCAUGAUAGCACAUGCAGAGCAGGACGUAGACGAGGGCACUCUGGGACCAGGCGGCCUGAGGAAUAUGGCAAAGGAAGCGGGUCCCACAGUUGCCGGAGCAGCGGCUACCUCCGCUGCUUCUCCCCUGGACGUGGCAGCAGUAGAUAGCGGCACCAUGGUGGAACUGGAGUCCAAUUUGGGCACCAUGGUUAUCAACUCGGACUCUGACGACUCCACAACGGCCAAACGCAAUGACGACCAGAAGCCGCGUAACCGCUACAGACCGCAGUUCCUGGAACACUUUGAACGUAAGAAUACUAGCGAUGCUCGCGGCGAUGACAAAUCCAUGGCCACCGAGUACUCUCCGGCGGCAGCGGAGCAACAGCAGCAACAACAGCAGCAGCAGCUGCAGGAACAGGAGGAACAGCACUUGGCCAGCGGGGCCAACGAUGUGAACAACUGGGAACACAACAUGGAAAUGCAGUUCCAGCAGAUCUCCGCCAUCAAUCAGUAUGGUCUGCAGCAGCACCAGCAGCAGCAGCAGGUCCUCAUGGCCUACCCCCUGAUGAACGAACAGCUCAUAGCGCUCAACAAUCAGCAGAAUCUACUGCUGAGCAACGCAGCCCCAUUGGGUCAGCAGGGAAUACCGGCAGCGGCGGCGGCACCGGCACAGCCACCGCCCGCAUAUCAGAAUCAGCACAUGCACACUCAGUCACAUGCGUAUGUAGAGGGCGAAUUUGAGUUCCUCAAGUUCCUUACCUUCGACGAUCUGAAUCAGCGGCUGUGCAACAUCGAUCACGAGAUGGAGCUGGAGAUCGAGCAGCUCAACAAGAAAUACAAUGCCAAGCGGCAGCCCAUUGUGGACGCCAUGAACGCGAAGCGCAAACGCCAGCAGAAUAUCAAUAAUAAUCUAAUUAAGAUAUAGGAAUAUAGCAACGCAACUCAAAAUUUUGCAAGGCAACUAAAAAGGCAAUUUCAACUCACAAAAGGGUUCUUUCCUUUAGCUUGAAUAGGUCCCGAACGCUACCAACAUAUACAUUUGCUGUAUAGUUAAGUAGUUAUCCGUAUUCGGAGCGAAUUCAAUAUAAAGGAAAGACCCCGAAAAAAACCUUAAAUCACAAGAAAGGAGAACACAAAAGCUUUAUUGUAAAAUGCAGUGAAAACAUAAAUGAAAUAUGUGGUCAGAGGAGCAUUCGUCGUCGUCGGCAAAACCUUCCAGCACGAAUCAUUAGGUAUUUGUUUUGUUACACGUUUCGUUUGCAUUACAUUUUAGUUCGGUUUCCCUAUUCAAUUGAUCUGUUCGAAUAAAAUUUGUAUUCUUAGCUGCCUGGCAUAA